AUGCGAAAUCACACCGAAAUUCGUUUCUCGGACAUCACCGGUAACGGUGAGGAAGAAGAAGAAGAGCAGGAUGAUGAGUUGCAGCAAGCUUUGAGACAUUCACGGAAAGAGUAUGAGUUUAGGCAAAGGGCUGGUCCAAGGUAUGAGAGGGGUGGUGGUUCUGGAUCAGGCCAGGCACGGGAUCCAGGUGGUGGCUCUAGACCAAUUGGGAGGAUGUUUUCUAGGAGUCGGUCACAUAUCCCCGAGCAGGCAAGGGACUAUAACCUUGCUACUGCUUUCGGACCGAGGCAGCAGAGGAUUGAUACGGGGCCUUGGACGUCUAAGGGGAGGACUGCGAGAGAGUUGCUGGGUAGGGCGUGGUCAAAGGCUUGCCACUCCGUUGGUAUUCCUGGACGGAAGGUAGAUGACCCUUACUUUAGGGCGGCCAUCAUAGAGACACAGAAACAAGGUACUGGGGUCACGAUCCCAACUGGGAGGGACAUUGAUGGAAAAUAUCUUUCAGAGAACGUGGAGGAGAUAAAGAAGGAGAUCAACAAGUGGAAGCAAGAGUUCCCUGAGUAUGGUGCCACUAUCAUAUGUGAUUCAUGGACCGGUAUUUCUCGCAAUAGCGUAAUCAACUUCUUGGUAUAUUGCAAUGGAAUGAUGUACUUCUGGAAGUCUAUUGAUGUAACUGGAAAAAUACAAGAUCAUCAGCUCAUACUUAAGGAGAUAACAAUUGUUCUGAACGAUAUAGGGCCAGAAGAUGUGAUUCAGAUAGUCACUGAUAAUGGCAACAACUUUAAGAAGGCUUGCAAGCUGUUGGCAGAGGAGUACUCUCACAUUGUGUGGCAGCCAUGCCUUGCCCACACGAUCAACCUCAUUCUCAAAGAUAUUGGAAAGUGGGAUGAUCACAAGGCCAUGAUUCAGAGUGCCGAAUAUAUUUGUCAAUGGUUAUACAAUUCUAAUAGUGUGCACUCCAUGUUUAAGAGUGCCACUGGUGGGGAGCUAGUUAAAUGGAAUGCAACAAGAUUUGGCACUAACUAUAUGUUUCUGGAGAGUUUUAUGAAGAAGAAAGAUCAAUUUAUGUAUGCUAUUAAUGAUGUGGAGCCUCUCUAUUCUUUUUUGCGAUUUGCUGAUCAAGACAAGACUCCAACUUUGGGUGAAGUUCUUAUGGAGUACGGCAGCCUCAAGCGUACAUAUCAUACCCGGUUCCAUUCAGAUAUGGCAAGGUGUGACAGGAUCAUGGAAAUUGUUGACAGAAGGUUGGCUAGUGUGUUCGAAGAAAAUGUCUUUGGAGACCUUCGGAAAGGGCUGGAGAAACUUUUUGACAUCGACAGAGCAGCACGUGCACUACAAGAAAACACCACAUCUUCAGAUAGCAGCUAA
Molecule: messenger RNA, 1365 nt
Organism: Panicum virgatum (switchgrass)
Lineage: Eukaryota; Viridiplantae; Streptophyta; Magnoliopsida; Poales; Poaceae
Exons: 7
Coding region: 1-1365 (454 amino acids)
Source: RefSeq, a predicted model, not a curated record